AUGGAAGACUCCAAACCGACCCAGAAGCCGAAAAAGAACAACCGGGAUCGGAAAUUAAACCCAUUCGCCGGCGAUUUCGUCAGAUCCCCUGCUCCAAUACGCGUUCUCAAGGAUGUAAUCCCUACGAGCCACCGUACGCAGAUCAGCGACGAAUACAUCCUAGGGCGAGAGCUGGGUCGCGGCGAAUUCGGAAUCACUUACCUCUGCACUGAUCGAGAAACCGACGAAGCCCUAGCCUGCAAAUCGAUUUCGAAGCGGAAGCUCCGGACAGCCGUCGACAUCGAGGACGUCCGUCGCGAGCCCGAGAACUUCUUGUUCGCCAACAAAAAGGAGAAUUCCGCCUUAAAGGCCAUUGAUUUCGGCUUGUCUGUGUUCUUCAAACCUGGAGAUAAGUUUACAGAGAUUGUAGGAAGUCCAUAUUAUAUGGCUCCUGAAGUGUUGAAGAGAGAUUAUGGACCAGAGAUUGAUGUGUGGAGCGCCGGAGUUAUCAUCUACAUCUUGCUCUGUGGUGUUCCUCCGUUUUGGGCUGAGACUGAGCAAGGUGUUGCUCUUGCGAUCUUGCGGGGAGUGAUUGAUUUUAAGAGAGACCCUUGGCCUCAGAUAUCAGAGAGCGCCAAGAGCCUUGUGAAGCAGAUGUUGGAUCCUGAUCCGGCUAAGCGGUUAACUGCUCAGCAAGUGCUAGCUCACCCUUGGAUACAGAAUGCAAAGAAAGCUCCAAAUGUUCCUUUAGGGGAUAUUGUCAGAGCGAGGUUGAAGCAGUUCUCUAUGAUGAAUAGAUUCAAAAAGAAAGUUCUUCGUGUAAUCGCGGAGCAUUUGUCUGUUCAAGAGGUUGAAGUGAUCAGGGACAUGUUCUCACUGAUGGAUGAUGACAACGAUGGUAAAAUAACUUACCAGGAACUCAAAGCUGGACUUCAGAAGGUUGGCUCACAGCUUAAUGAACCAGAGAUCAAAAUGUUGAUGGAAGUGGCGGAUGUUGAUGGGAAUGGGUUUCUGGAUUAUGGAGAGUUUGUAGCUGUGAUAAUUCACUUGCAGAAGUUAGAGAAUGAUGAGCUUUUCAAACUAGCUUUUAUGUUCUUCGACAAAGAUGGAAGUACAUACAUCGAACUUGAUGAGCUACGGGAAGCUUUAGCUGACGAAUUAGGCGAACCAGAUGUCAGUGUUCUAAACGACAUCAUGCGUGAAGUUGAUACUGACAAGGAUGGGCGUAUAAACUAUGAUGAGUUUGUAGCAAUGAUGAAAGCAGGAACGGAUUGGAGAAAGGCGUCGAGGCAAUACUCAAGAGAGAGGUUCAAAAGCUUGAGCCUUAACCUGAUGAAAGAUGGGUCAUUACAUCUCCAUGACGCUCUCACUGGACAAUCAGUUCCUGUUUGA
Molecule: messenger RNA, 1371 nt
Organism: Thlaspi arvense
Lineage: Eukaryota; Viridiplantae; Streptophyta; Magnoliopsida; Brassicales; Brassicaceae
Source: the annotation of a GenBank genome assembly